AUGCUGUUGCUGUCAGCUGUUCUACUGUUACUAGUCCUGCUCAGUCAUGGUCAAGAUACCCCGACCGAAAAACCUGGAGUUCUACUUCCCCUUCCUAAGGGGGUCUGCACUGGUUGGAUGGCAGGCAUCCCAGGGCAUCCUGGCCACAAUGGAGUCCCAGGACGUGAUGGCAGAGAUGGUACUCCUGGUGAGAAGGGUGAAAAAGGAGAUGCGGGUCUUGCUGGUCCUAAGGGUGACUCUGGUGAAACUGGAGUGACUGGGGUUGAAGGUCCCCGAGGCUUUCCAGGAGUCCAAGGCAGGAAAGGAGAACCUGGAGAAAGUGCCCAUGUGUACCGCUCAGCGUUCAGUGUGGGACUGGAGACACGGGUCACUGUUCCCAAUGUUCCCAUUCGCUUUACCAAAAUCUUCUACAAUCAGCAAAACCACUAUGAUGACACCACUGGCAAAUUCCACUGCAACAUUCCUGGGCUCUACUACUUCUCCUACCACAUUACAGUCUACCUGAAAGAUGUGAAGGUCAGCCUCUACAAGAAGGACAAGGCUGUGCUCUUUACCUAUGACCAAUACCAGGACAAGGACUUGGACCAAGCCUCUGGCUCUGUGCUCCUCCAUCUGGAUGUGGGUGACCAUGUCUGGCUCCAGGUGUAUGGGGAAGGGGAGAAUAAUGGGAUCUAUGCAGACAAUGACAAUGACUCCACCUUCACAGGUUUCCUUCUUUACCAUGACACCAAUUAA
Molecule: messenger RNA, 735 nt
Organism: Pipistrellus nathusii (Nathusius's pipistrelle)
Lineage: Eukaryota; Metazoa; Chordata; Mammalia; Chiroptera; Vespertilionidae
Source: the annotation of a GenBank genome assembly